Messenger RNA from Fusarium fujikuroi IMI 58289, 1356 nucleotides. RefSeq lists its product as uncharacterized. The coding region runs from base 1 to 1356 and encodes 451 amino acids. The transcript is spliced from 3 exons. The record is from RefSeq and is a predicted model, not a curated record. NCBI's taxonomy places the organism in Eukaryota, Fungi, Ascomycota, Sordariomycetes, Hypocreales, Nectriaceae.
AUGAAGUCCACCACCGCCAUCGUGGCCCUCGCCGCCGCCGUCCACGCAUCGCCUCUCUCCAAAAGACAGGACAACAAAGUCCCCGACGUCUGGGAGAACAAAGACACUCUGUGCAAAGGCUGGGUCCUCAACACGCCAGAGGAAGCCGACACGCUCUGGACAAUGAAAACUAAAGCCGGCGAUCACCUAGAUUACUUCCUGCGUGAACAAUGGGAACACCAAAAUAACUGGCUUAUCAACCUCGAGGACCGAGUCUAUGCCGGCACAGAUGGAAAGUCUGGCGCCGCUGGCUGCAGUGGUCUCGAUCAUGAAUGCAGUCCCAUGAACAACAUGGAGUGCACGGAGCAAUAUGAGAAGUUCGGUACCGACGACCCCCUUAGCAAGACGUCGUACUGGAUAUUCCAGGCUGCUAAGGGCAUGCACUCCAAGUUCAAGGCACUCAAGACCAAGAUCACUGAAAAGACUAUCAUCAGCAGUCUCAGAAUCGGUCAGAUGGUCUCCGACUUUGGCGGAAACGAGGACGAUACUGGCGAUAUGGUCAAAUGGCUGGCUUCAGCUAGUGCAAUUGGCGGUGCUCUCAGCGGUCUAUCUGCAAACCCUGGCUUCGGAGUAGGCCUAUACCUCUUUGGCGGUAUCUUCUCCGCCUUCGGCAACCUCAAGCAAGAGGAGAUCGACCAGGGCAGUAUCUCAGCUGGUUUGGCCGAUCUAUUCGAAGCAGCCGUCGACCGGCUCGAUGAAACCAUGCGCAUUGUCAUGGGCGGCGGCACAGAGGAACAGUACAAUGCACUCAAGACGUCCAACCCGGAUCCCUACAAGCUUCCCGUUGCAAACUUCUUCAACGGCGGGUUUUUUCUUCUUAACGAUAACUCGGAGGCUGUUCAGCUUGCGCUUAACUCCGUCUACGGGAACAUCCAGCCUAAGGUCGCCAACAACGUCAUGAAGGCUGCGCAGUUCCACCUCGUUGCUGAUAAGCGCCGCACAAGCCGUGAGGACUGCGGUUACGAAACAGGUCGUCAGUGGAUGGCUCUUCGAGAAGGUGAAGAGUACUGUUUCUACAUUAUGCGUCAUGAUCCCAAGCCUAACCGUGUUGGAGACUGGGCUGAGGUCUCUGGUGAGGUGUAUGACAAGAUGGCUAGCUAUGGGCUUGGGAACAGGGAGGUCUACUACCGUGCUAUUCUGGACUGUGCGCUUAGUCCCAAUGACAAUGUUGACUUGGGGAGCUUGGUUGGUGGCGAGAUUCCGACUUGCUACUUUGAUCUUCCUGCUGUGUACGUUGAUAAGGAUCGAGAGGUCGGAUGCGGUGAUCCAUUCAGCACUGCUGAGUGUGAUUACAUCAGUGCCACAAAGAUUGAGUAG